GCAGAGUUUCAUAAUUUGUUACCUUUUUUUUAUUAACACGUGUUUUCCACUCGUGUUUGUGUCGUCUUCUGAAUUAUAGUACACACAGGAUUUAUAAAUAUUGACCUUUCGACUUAUAUUAUUAAUGUAUUAUAAUGACAAAUCUGAAUCAUAUUUAGUUUUGUACUUCAUGGACGCGCGCCCUUUCGUCUCUAGGUUAUGCUCGUUUUCUCACAUUGAUUUCCUCUAUUCGAAUAGAGGUUUUAACAGGGUUUGCGGUAUUUUAUUAUUUAAUUUGAAAAGCUCGUCGUUACAAGUGAGUAUCUGAAACUCUUAGGAUUGAGAGAGCGGUUUGUACAGUAGGCUAACGACUCGGGAUACCUUGUACAAUAGAAUAAAUGCCAACAUAUACCACUGAUGGUUAAAGCCCACUUUGUGGUUAAGAUAUAACGUCACCAAACGUAUACAAUUUACUAAUCGGUUUAGAUAGUUAUUAAAACUUAUGUUCUGACUCUCGAUUACAGGGUUGCAAUUGUAUUGCUUGGAUUACUUGUAUCAGUAAUGACAUACACAUUCGAUUUUUCAUCAAAGUAAUGUAAAGGUUGAAAAGCCGCCAAGGACGUUAUCAUUAUCAGAUGGUAUUAACAAAUCAUUUCCAUUUAUUACCUGAUUAAUCUUUCAAUUAUGGAUUAAUAAAUUUUGUGAGCAAAUUAAAUAAUGUUUUAAUUACGUUUGAUUGUACCAUUUGAACUGGCUCUCCACCAGGGACUCUGCUGAGUAGUCAAUAUAAAUCGAUAAUGGUGCGUAGAGCCUUGAGGACUGGGACGACAUCGAUCUAUUGGGCAUUUCCAAUAUUUUUCAUAGAUAAGCGUUUCCGUCCUGCAAUGAUCUUUCUCAAGAUAAAUAUAUACUUUCAUAAAUAAUUAUAAACAGGUCACAGACCUGAAGACAGAACCAUCUUGUGACGACUCCAGUUGUCACAGGGCGUGUUGAGAAAUACCAUUGCAGUACGGUUUAGAUAUGCAUAUAUCUUAUAGACUAGCACGGCGGUGGAAGGGCACGUGACUUGCAAGGGAUAUCAAGUAGUGAGGUACAAAGGCAAGACUCUUCUAAUGAUCUGUGUCCGUACUGAACUGAACGCUAUAGCUGUAGUCGAGGUCGGUGGACGAAGAUUGACAUGUACUUGUGUGUCCGCAGCGGCACGCGGGGGUUCUGCGGGGCUCCAGUGUCAGGCGUGUCUCAAGGUUUACAAGAACAAGCUGACGCUGACAAGGCAUCAGAGGUACGAGUGCGGUGACAAGAGACCCUUCGCCUGCCCUUUGUGUACCUACAGCGCCAAGCAGAAGUUCCAGGUGAAGCUGCACAUCAAGAAGAAACACAAGGAGUUCUGCUAUCCUGAUCCAACAUCUUCGGACUCUGAUCACAGCCUGACUCGGUGAACUGAUGGAUGUCGUACCGUGCCUGACAGGAAGUCGAUCGAUCUUGAUCGAACUCAUCCAGAAUUUUAUACUGUACAAGUGUGACUAAAUAGUAUGUUUUCUUUUACAGCGUUACAUAAAACUCUGAAUUGGUCAUUUUGACCACUUGAAAAUUCUUAGUGGAAAGUUCUUAAAAGGCAAAACAGAGACGGUUGAAGAAGGUUUUCAAAUGGGAAGAAAUCUUUUGAGAAGUCACUCAAUCAAUUUAAUUGCAAGAAUAUGAAUUGGGCUGUUGUAAGAGCAUCGUUGAAACUUAGUAAAACUUUUUAUAUGUAAGAUUAAGGAUAAUAUUGCUCUGAUCUGUUUCUUCGGCCCCUAAUCACAGUAUUAGAUACUUAGUGAGUAAAAUUAGAUUUGGAUGUAAAGCUUUAAGUGUAAUUUAAGCACAUAUACAAUAAAAAGGAUUUAAUAUUGUAAAAAUAAUAUACAUAAAAUGAUUUUUUCAAGUUUGUCUGUAAGAAAUGAAAUAGCGGGACCUUUCUUACAAAAUAAUUCAAGAGCCAUUAUGUUGGGGUUUUUUCCAAUCACUGCUUUUUUCACCUAAGUACACAUUCAUACUUCACGCGAUAAUACACAAUAAAAACGGAAUGCCUGAAUGGAUUUCACAAAUUAAAACUUUGCUCGAACUAAAAUUCUUACCCAAUGCAAUACAUUUCUUUACAUUUAAAAGCAACAACAAAUUUGUUUUACAUUUCUUGUUGUUCAUUGAGCACUACUGAAAAAUAAAAAAACCCUUACACCUUUUCAGAGUAUGCUAGUUUAUUAUAUUAUUUGUAAAUAAAUAAACUACUAGAAUUCUUAUAAAUUUCCAACUGAAAAUGUUUUAAUAUAUUUAAAUCACAUGGAUAUUAGAGUAUAUUAUACUUCCGCAUGUAUGUAAACUCGGAUGUAAUUUUUAUGUAGUAUUCAAGUGACAGUACAUUAUCAACUCUACUACUGUAAUAAAUACAAAUAAACAAAGUAGUAAUAAAAUAGAUACAGUAUAUAUUUGUUUUUGUACAAAGUACAACAUACAAGACACCAUAUUAAAUGUGCUGUAAGUUGGAAAUAAAUUUGUCCUAGUUCAAGGUAACAAUAUUCUUUGUUAUGUUGUAUAUACUUGUACAUAAUUUCGUACACUGAACUGUAUGUUUUUAUAUGAAGUAAUCUCAAGAAUUGUAAAUACUGUAUUUAUAAAGUUUAAGUAAAACAGUGAGCGAAUGAAGUAAAAUAAAUCACACAGACUCUUGA
Molecule: messenger RNA, 2687 nt
Organism: Homalodisca vitripennis (glassy-winged sharpshooter)
Lineage: Eukaryota; Metazoa; Arthropoda; Insecta; Hemiptera; Cicadellidae
Product: longitudinals lacking protein, isoforms A/B/D/L-like
Exons: 1
Coding region: 1092-1418 (108 amino acids)
Source: RefSeq, a predicted model, not a curated record